Saccostrea cuccullata (small rock oyster) is the source of this 4050-nucleotide messenger RNA. RefSeq names its product E3 ubiquitin-protein ligase ZNRF2-like. Gene Ontology annotation, cellular component: membrane; intracellular membrane-bounded organelle; cytoplasm. Gene Ontology annotation, biological process: proteasome-mediated ubiquitin-dependent protein catabolic process; protein K48-linked ubiquitination. Bases 165 to 737 code for a protein of 190 amino acids. NCBI's taxonomy places the organism in Eukaryota, Metazoa, Mollusca, Bivalvia, Ostreida, Ostreidae. The transcript has 4 exons. Gene Ontology annotation, molecular function: ubiquitin protein ligase activity. The record is from RefSeq and is a predicted model, not a curated record.
UUUGGUUCCAUGACGCAAAUAAGGAAGAUACCAACAUGGCGGACCACAUUGUUAACAAGGAUUAACAUGAAAACAAAGCAUGAAGGGACAGAACACAUGGCGAAUUUUCAAAAUGUGAGAUGUUCAUUGUGUAGUGUAUUGUUAGACAUCUUUAACUGCUAGUCAUGGGCACGAAACAAAGUACGCCAUCCCAGAGACCACGGACUUUUUCAGGAAGUGGUCCUGUGCCCGGGGGUUCGGGGGCAGAAGUUGCCAUGGGUUCUAGUGGGGCUACUAACACUCGUUUACGAGCUCGUAGUUUAGGACAUUUUAGUGCAUCAACCCCCACUGGGUUAGUGAUACCAGGUGGAGCCACUGCCAAUGGCGAGAGGCGAGGAGCAGGAUCUCCAGACUCAGAUUCGAGUACCCCAGAAGAGGGCCCCUCAUUUGGCAGACAGUUUGCGCAAUCUUUACCUUUACACCUUUUUGCACUCCAAGGCAUUAAAUGUCCAGUCUGUGCCAAGUUUAUACCUCCUGAAGAAAUUGAGUGUCACUUAGUGAUAUGCUUGACCAAACCUAGAAUCAGUUAUAACGAGGAUGUAUUAGUAGAAGACAAAGGAGAAUGUGUGAUAUGUUUUGAGGAGCUGGAGAAAGGGGACACCAUUGCUCGAUUGCCCUGUUUGUGUGUUUACCAUAAAGGAUGUAUUGACAAGUGGUUCGAGAAAAACCGUUCUUGUCCAGAACACCCUUCAGACUGAUCAGAGGAGAUCUAACUACCGGUAUUACAACUUAAUACAAAGCACAGGUCAACAGAUAUCACUUCUGGGGACAGAGUGACCAUGUCUAGCAAAACAUACUGAUAAAUAUGGGCUUUCAUUGCAAACUUCAUUGACUCUUGUCACUUGUCAUGUAUUCUUCAUGCUGUAUGUUGAUCGUAGGUGCUAGGUCAUUGAAAAUGUGACCUAGUUAUUUUUGAAAAAUUGCGACAAAGGAAACCCCCCAUUUCCUGUUGAGCAUGUGUAUUUAAUCUUUUAGUGAAAACAGUUAGUGCUGGUGCAUGUGUAUUAUUCGCGACACAAGUCAUAGUUUCGCAACUCGCAUCCCUUCAGAAUUCAGGUCGGGAUCUAGAUUCAGGAUGUGUCGGCUGCAACUGCAUAUCACAGAUGAAUUUCAGCAUUUCCCAUAAUUUAAGAUAUUCACAACUCAUGUCAUAUUUCAGCUUUUGUUUUUGUGAACAUAAAUCUAUAUUAGAUUGGUAAAUGUAUAUAUAUAGUCUAUAUUUCACUUAUUGAAAACAAAAUGAAGAUGGAACCACAUGUAUCACUAUGAGAUUACAUUGUCAUCCAUGUAUGCUUAAUUUUUUCAAAGGUUCAUGGCUGAUUUAUGUAUAUGUAUAAUUGAAGUAUGGAGAUUAUUUGUUACAAAACUAAAUUUUUGGUUUCACUUGAAUUUUCAUGUCAAGUUUUACACCAUUGAAAGGUUGCUACAAUUCACAUCUUAAUGAAACGUACUGGAAAAAAAACUGUAAAAUCUUUAUAAGUGAUUGGCACAUACAUGUAUACACAUAGUGGUGAGUUUUUAUGGAUGAAGGAAAAAACUUAGCUCUAUAGAUGCAAAGAUAAGAUUACCACGUGUAGAUUAAAAAUUAGAUAUCUUAUUAAAUAGGUCUUUGAGUGUUUUAGAUAAAUAAUGCCUAAAUAUUUUGAACUACUAGUAUGAAAAUAAAAAUGUCUUGGACAGUGUAAUGGAAAAUGUACCAUGUUAUAUAUAUGCCUAUAGAUCUCAGUUCACCUGUAAGUCGAUUGUAUUUUUUCUCUGGUUACUGACCUAAAAAUUAAAAAGAUGAUAAAAAUUUGUAACCAGUUAUCCUCUAUACAUAUGGAUAACCUUUACCCUUUUUUAUAUUAAGGAAACUUAUGAAGAAAAAAAGUUUGGAUCUUCCUAUCUGUGUAAUUGAUUGUUGGUGUUUGUACAAAAUUCUUGAAUUUUAAUUCUUCUUCAGAAAAAUACUGACAUACUUAGAAUCGAUUUUAAGUCCGAUAUCAAGUUUUUGUCCAAAAUUUAAAACGUCCAAAAAUCCUUAGUUAUAGGCCAGUAUAUAAUGAUAUGGUUGUCAAUAAACCGUAACAAAACUGCUUUUUAUUUUAGAAUCAGCAGGGGAAUAUUUCCUCUUGCUCAUGCAAUGCAAAUGUUUGCACAUAGGUAUAUAUAUUUUUAAAUCUAAUUUUACCAAUAUAUUUACCGGGUAGGUUCUGUUUGAUGUCAUAUGAUUCGAAUAUGUCACAUACUAUUCGUUUGAAUAUACAGACCUUAUGUAGAAUAUUUCUGAAUUCUCAUCUGUGAUGGGUUAAGUAACUAUAAAUUCGAGGUACUGAACUCUUGUAACAAUGAAAGGACCAAAAACUUACAUAAUUAACUAGAAAUGGUAAAUUGCUUUAAAUAGAAAUUUUGACAAUUUUUAACAAGUAAGGAAAGUGAUCCUUAGUUCACAACCCAUUGCUUUUUCAUCAGUACAUGAAGAAAUUGGAAAACGAACCUCAAGUUCAACAACAAUCAAAAUUUAUUAUGCAUCUCCAUCUGACUUAGAUUAAAUGUAUUGUGCCAUUUGAACAUGAUAUUUCUUAGAUCUCUUUCAUGAAUACUUACACCACUAUGCUGCUAUGAAGGGAUGGGGAAUUUUUUUGAUAGAAGAAAAGAUUGCAUUAAAAGUUAAGAGUGUAUUAACAAGAUUGAAUUAUUGAUUUGUCAGUUUAAUGAAUUUUUCCAUCAAAUGCAUACAAUCUUUUGAAAUGUUGAGAGAGAAUUAUGAUUGGGGGGGGGGGGGGGGGAAAGUUCCAAUAUGUGCAAUUUGUACUUUUCGGGCUGAUAUAAUUUGAUACCAAGGAAAUCUUAGAAUUUAGAAAAAAUGUAUCAGUUUCCAAUGGUAUUUUUGAUUUAAAACCUUGCAUAAGUUGUAUUUUGUUUUUUCAUCUUGGAAGAGUUAUACUGGUGAAAAUUCAUAAUAGAAAGUGAACUGGUUUUUUAAACUGUAAUUUUCAUGAUUUGAAGACCAUUCUCAUGUAUAAUUUUUUUAUCUGGUCAAAAUUUUAGUCAGUUGAUCUCAUAAAGAAGUACAUAUAUAUUAAAACAAUCUUCAGCAUUGUUUUAGUGUCAUUAAAGUAAAAUAUUCACAAAGAAUUGCGGUUUUUUUUUCCUAAAAUUGUCAUGGAUUGAUAUUAUGAUCACAAAAUUAACUGGUUUAUAGGCAGUGCCUUUUCACCACCUUCAUUAACACACAGAUUUGUCAUACCGAUUGUUGAUUUUUUUCUAAGAACUGGAACAGAAGUGUCAACUUCCUGUGAUUAUUAUGUAAUGGGUUGAGUUAUGUGUUGCCAGUGUGUUAUAAUGCAACAAAUAUGCAUACACUGUAUUUAUUUUUGGGAAUUGUGUUGCCUUGUGUCAGUCAGAAUGGUCAUGAAACUCUGAUAUAUGAUAUGAAUUUUAUUGUUGUGCUUUAUUUAUUUUUUUUAUUAAAAAAGAUUGUUUUCAUAUGAAAAAUCAAUAUUAUUCAUAUUGUAGUUUUUUAACCCCUAUGAUUUUUUUUUGCUUUCGGUAGAAGAUCUUAUUCAUUUAGAAAUACAGGGAACAGUUUUCUGAUGUACAUGUAUAUUAAAACAGUAACACUUGUGAACUUUUUCAUCAGUGGACGAAAAGCUCUGAUUGACAAGGCUGGGUGUCUUGGAUAAUGAAAGGGAUUUCUCAUUAUUGGUAUUUUCAGUAAUGGAGACUGUUUAUAUAGAUCACAGUAUCUCUUUACAAGUCUUUCACUUUUUUUCCCGAUAAUUUUUGAGGAUCGCUCCUUGACCACUUCAUUAGCUAUAAAAAAAAAAUCAAAUAAAACAUACUAACCACACAUGUUUUGAUUGCUAUUCAAUAAUCUGUUUGAAAAGUUGUAUUGUCAUUUCUGAAAAGAUCAGUCAUCACUCAAAUAAGUAUAUUUUUUGUUUUUUGUUAUGUUUUUGCAAUAUAUGCAGAUCAUUUUGUAAAUUUUUCAUGUUUGUGUUUUAUUUGUAAAUAAAUUAUCAUUUUAUA